AUGUCUCUACCUCUUGCAGCGUGUGUGUGUGUGUGUGAGCAAAAUCCCCAUAGACAUAUACAGGGCAUACACAGUAACACAAACCCAGCCGGUGCCAAGAUGCCUGCAGACUUCAACGGACAAUGGGUGAUGGUCACCAAUGAGAACUUUGAGGAUAUCAUGAAGGCCAUUGGUAAGCUGUUCUUCUAAUGUCUGUUGGAAAAUAGGGACCCGAGAUACAGAGAGAUACAGACAGGCAGAGAGAGACGGUGGAGAGGGAGGGAGGGAAGGGGUGUAGAGUAGAGAGGGAAUUGACAGAGAAAGAGUGUGUUGUGUGUGCAUGCGUAUGUGCAUAUGUCAAUGUGUGUGUGUGUGUGUGUGUGCACAAGUGUGUCUGAUAGAGAGGGGGAUGUCGGAGAUAACGUUUGUGUAAAGACUUUAUUUAAGUGUGUUAGUGAGUGAGAUUGUGAUAGACAGCGAGAGUGUGUGUGAGAGAGUGAGUGAGAGAGAGAGAGAGAGAGAGAGAGAGAGAGAGAGAGAGAGAGAGAGAGAGAGAGAGAGAAAGGAUUCAGUGCGGCUUCAUUUACUUAUUGAGCUGCUGUCAUGGCGACUUAACCUCGACUGUUUGUGGGAAUGGCUUCUGCUUGUUACCAGGUCGAAUAAAAAUAGAUUUACUCUUUUAUGCAUUUUUAUCCUCCCCAUUCCGGAGAAUAAAAAAUCUCAUCCUGAGCUCUGCCAAGCAGCGUCGGGAUGUUGCUGGCAAGCAAAGGCCCCUAUCCAUCCAUUCAGCAUGGUGUUGAUCAACCACAAGUAUUUUAUUAUUCAUGACUUUAUCUGCAAUUCAUAUCCCCUCCCGCUCAACCCAGAAAAUCCCCCCAAAAACAAAUCCAAGGCGUCUCAUUCCGUGCCACUCUCUCAUUUCCAUGAGCGGAUCGAAAAUUACAUCCGUAUGGGAGGGAGAAAAAUAUUUGGAUGGGUGAAUAAAAGAGCUUCAUCAAAAAGAGAGACGGGUAGAAAUUGAAUUUACACUUUGUGGCCAAUGCAAUAUGAAUAUCAAAAUGGAAGAGGUGGUCUCUUUUGCAGGCUCACAUUUACCUUAUUUAGCUCUAUUGCUGGUACAAGGCCAUUUUUAAAGAGUGAAUGAGAGCUGUCAACAGAGCUGGCCUGAGUGGAAUGUUAAUUCUAGGACUUGAGCUGGAGUCUCAUAACUGAAGAGGAGGACUGGUGGCUUAUGCACAAGGGAGCACAAUAAAAUGUAUACUACACAUUCCUCACUCUCCAACCAAGGUGAACACAAUCUAUAUGAAAACACACUUGAUAUUUAUCCUGAGUGUACAAAACAUUAGGAACACCUUCCUAAUAUUGACUUUGAAUACAAGACUGGGAGAGGAGUUGCACCCCCUUUUACCCUCAGAACAUCUUUAAAUGUUUACAUUGUUGUUUCACUGUGUUUCCUCCAGAUAUUGACUUUGCCACCCGUAAGAUCGCCGCCCACCUGACCCAGACCAAGGUGAUCGUCCAGAACGGAGACAUGUUCGAGACCAAAACCUUGAGCACCUUCAGGAACUACGAGGUCAACUUCACCGUCGGGGAGGAGUUUGAGGAGGUCACUAAGGGACUGGACAACAGGACGAUCCAGGUAGGACCACAACCACUAUGACCACGUCAGAGAGACACUGUCACUGCACUCAGUCCUAACCGGCUCCAAACCCUAACCUUUACCCUCUCCAUCAUGUUCUCUCCUUUUAGUCUAUUCCACCAUUUUUUAUAGGUUUUCAUCUCCUGCUUUCCCCUGAGUUUGUUAAUGCAUAUGGUAUGGUGACAUAGCCCUCACACACAUAGCCCACAAUCCAAGCAUCUUAAAAGGUUUGGUGCAGUCUCUCUCAGAUUAGAAAACAAUAGACAGCCAUAAGCACUGCUGUGGGUUGUUGACCCUGGAUUUAUGGAAACUUACACAAAUGUAUUCAGCCUGGACUCAGGGGUAGACGUAACAUAGCAAGCAAAAAUCCGGGACACUCAAAUUAGUAUGAUAUGUUACAUUUGGUAUGGUAUGUAUUAAUUUAUGGAUAUCCAACAUCCAUUUCGUAUGAUAUGUUACAAAUUACAAUUCGUAUGAUAUGUUACGAAUUACAAUUAGUACACACAACCUUUCGGUUGCCAGACGUUCACGUAAUAUGCCCACUCAUCCACCCCGACCAACUACCCUCCUUUUGUUUUUGCCUUAAGUAACCUUCUGUCUUAUGUAACCAUACCAAACGUAACAUAUACUAAUUUGAGUGUCCCAGAUUUUUGUUUACUAUGUUACGUCUAGUCUAUGCUACCGGCCUGAUAUCGUAGCUGUGGGGCAUUUGGGCAAAUGUGUGUCUACGGUACGCUGACUGUUGUGUGUGUGUGUGUGUAUGUGUGUGUUCUUCAGACACUGGUUACCUGGGAUGGAGACAAGUUGGUGGCUGUGCAGAAGGGAGAGAAGGCCAACCGUGGCUGGAAGCAUUGGAUAGAAGGAGACCUGCUAUACCUGGUGAGAGAGAGGAAGAUGGAGGGAGGGGGGUUAGAGACAGACAAGAGAGAGAGAGAAAUGUCCUAGACUUCAACUUGAACAUACAGAACAUUACAGGUUCUUCAUACCUAAGACAACAGAAGCUCUAUUCCCCAAACUCAACUCUAAGGGGAACAAUGAAAAAAUGCAGUGGAACUGGCUUCGAGGUCCAGAGUUGAGUUUAAGGGUUUAUGUUAUUUGAUUGUCUCAUUGUCUUUCUGUCCAUCUCUUCUUCUUUCAGGAGAUCCACGUUGAAGACAAAGUCUGCAAACAAGUAUUCAAGAAGAAACCCUGA
This is a messenger RNA of Coregonus sp. 'balchen', 2810 nucleotides long. NCBI's taxonomy places the organism in Eukaryota, Metazoa, Chordata, Actinopteri, Salmoniformes, Salmonidae. The record is from the annotation of a GenBank genome assembly.